GGCCUGUGGUUUCUAAGCAUCUACUUUUUACUACGUUCAUUUUUUGACUCAAAGCGAAAAUGGGAAUUCACCCUUUUCUCUUUUUUUCCUGUCCAAUGUGCAGAUGGGGCAUAUUUUAAUUCACUCCAUCAAUCCCUGCCCCCCUACGCACAAACUCACCUAGCCAAUGGAAAAGAAAAAAGGGUUACUCAUUAAUCCAUUCUUCAAAGCUUUCCAAACUGAAAUGGGUGGGUUUUACAUCUGCAUCAAAGACCAAUAUAUAGGUAGGUAUGUGGCAUACCUGAACACAGCUCAAACUGAAGUGUUCAUCUUGGAUAGCUCCUAACACAACAAAACUCAUCAGUAUGGAGAGGAUGAUUAUUUUCUGCAUGCUCUUCUUCUGUUCCAGUAUGGUGCUGACUGCAGCUCCACCAAAAGCAAUGAAAUACAAACAACUUGCAAAGACAAUUGACCAACUAAAAGAUGUAGUGAAAGAUAAGGAUGUUGAAUUGCUGCAUACACCAGAAAACCCUGAGGAUGGAUGCCUGUUCACAGCUGUGACCUGCUUCCAGGAUGGCAUACUGAAAUUACAGCCAAAAAACAGCCAAGUAAAUGUUACAUUCACCAAAACUGUGAAGAUCUUGAGAAGAACCAUUUUGCCAGACUCUGGAGAGCAUUGUGAGUCUUCAUGUCAAUCUUACGAGAGAAAAAAACCCCAAGAGUUUCUGAACAGCUUUUCAAAAGUGAUGCAAAAGGUAAUCAAUUAGAUUUGGAUCUUCCUGUCUGGUUUCUGACAUUCUGUAAAUAAGCACUGAUACCUGUAUUUUCUGUUAUUCCUAACACUGCAUUUUUUUCACAGUUAUUCAAGAACUGUGGAUACACCAGAGCUGAAGGCUACUGAAAAUCUACUAUUUAAAGCAGACACUAUUAUCUUAUUUAAGACAAUGUGAAAAAUGUAAAUAUUUCUCAUUGCUACUUUGCUGUGCUGUGUGUGUGGUAAGUGAAAGCUUCUCCCCAAAAUAUUAAGGAGGCUUAUUAGAAUGGCUAAGCAUAAGAAUGAUGCUGAUUUGAAAGUAAUCCUAGCUUCAUCUCACAGUGAAAUUCCAAUUGUAAUUUCAGAAAACAAGGCCCACUUGUGGGACUUUACUAUCACCUUAUGCUGAACUAGAAAUGCAUGAGAUGGCUGCUAGUCUUUUUUUGCAUUCAUCUCAAAUGAAUCUUAUACAUAAAUGUCUGAAACAUUUUAAAGAAAACAGACAAAAAGUUACCAGUUACUCAGGUUUCUACUUGGACUGAUUUCCUUAUCUACAACAAUAAUACCACACACACAAUUUUAUUUAUAAGUUUUUAGAUUGUAUCUUAGCUCACUAUGAAAAAAAAUAUCCUGCAUGUAAGUAUCACAGAAGGAGUGGAAAAACAUUUACAGAUCAUACUGUAUGGUAUGGGUCUGACAUGUUUCCAUGUUGAAGUUAACCAGGCAUUUGCCCCUGGUUUCAACAGGGAAAGGGUUAACUCAAAUGCUUUAAGUGGAGAUGUAGAAUUCUUGUAGAAUUCUCUGGGGAAAAAACUUCUCCCAGGACACAGAAUUCCACUUUGACUUCUUCAAGCUACCAUAAAUUCAUGGUUGAUAUGACUGGCCACUGCAAGAGAUCCAGCAAAUACAGUAACUGAUGAUUAUUCAGAGUGAAGCUUCUCAAAAGCAUAUUUCCUUUCUCAGAAUAUUUUACUCUUAUAUUCAUGUACCAUAACACUAUUUCUUCUGUUCACUCUUGAUUCACCAGAACGCUUUAAAUAGCAUUUUUUUUCUUUAAAACCUGUCAAGUUUUUGUUUGUGGAAACUUCACUGUAGAGCUUCUGCACCUUGUACAUUUCUGUGAAACUUUGGCCAGAGAUAGCACUGGCUUUUUAUUUUUAUUUUUUAAUAAAAGUAAGUAUCACAUCACUUAGAACUAGUUUUUAGCAACUUAAUUAUGUACAACAAUAUUCUGUUUGCCAUGACUCUGUACCUUGAGACUUCCAUCUGAGAAGCAGCUGUUAAUUUACCCUCUAAAGAGAUAUUGGACCCAUGAAACACUGCUCUUGGAAGGGAGUGUAAAGGCUGCCAGUAAAGAUUAACCUUCCAUCUGACUUUCUCUUUACUUAGUAGAAAUACAGUAUGAAAAGGAAACUGGAAUGGAAAAUGAUAACUUAGUUAUCUCCAGAAAUAUUGAGAGGCACUAUUAAAAAUAUUUCCUUUCUUAUAAUUGUCAGCCUAUAGAAAAACUAACAGAAAAAGCUUUUUUUUUUUUCUUUGCCUCCACAAUUUUACUGUCCUGAAAUGUAAACUUCUUCAAAACAUACAUAUGUUAAGAGGAGGAAGGAAGAUCCUCAGGGCAACAGUGAACAAAGUUUCCACAGUGAGUUCUCUUUUGCCUUCCAUCUCCUUGUUUCUGGCUGAUGACAAUUUUGCUUCAGAUUGUGUUUCUUUUAUCCUUUGCUUUUAUUUGUUUGAAAAACUUUUUCCUCUAAGUAAUGUCCCACUAUAUCUCAGUGUUUCUGCAUUUCUGAACGAAAAUUGACAUUCUAAAAAUGAACUGCCUCUUGUAUGUUUUUUUUUUUUUACUCAUAGAUCUCUUUUCCAGUAAUUCAGUAUGUGCAUUCAAAUCAGUAUUUUACAAAACCCUGUUACAAUUACUGUUGCAGAGGUGAAAUGUGAUUAGCAUGCUUUGUUUAAGAGAACACUGUACAUUAUAUAUUUACUAGUAGCCAUUAUAAAAGAUUGAAAAGCAGCUUUUAACUGCUUUAACUUUUUUUUUUUUUUUAACUUAAGAUGGA
Messenger RNA from Phasianus colchicus (ring-necked pheasant), 2793 nucleotides. The record is from RefSeq and is a predicted model, not a curated record. Lineage: Eukaryota; Metazoa; Chordata; Aves; Galliformes; Phasianidae.